GAGCGUUGGAGAUGGCGGCACCGCGCCCGCAGCAGCUUCUGCUCCUGCUCCUCGUCUCUCUGCUCGCAGCUCGCCGCGCCGCCGCGUGGGGCAAGGAGGGCCACAUCAUAACCUGCAAGAUCGCCGAGAGGUACCUGUCGGAGGACGCGGCGGCGGCGGUGCAGGAGCUGCUGCCGGAGGCGGCUGGAGGGGAGCUGUCGACCAUGUGCCCGUGGGCGGACAAUGUGCGGUUCCGCUACCACUGGGCCAGCCCUCUCCACUACGCCAACACGCCCGGCGUCUGCAACUUCAAGUCCACCCGGGACUGCCAUAACUCUAAGGGCGUGCAAGGAAUGUGCGUCAUCGGAGCCAUCAACAACUACACGGCCCAGCUCCUCACCUACGGAGAUUCACCAAUGAGUUCAUAUAACCUGACGGAGAGCCUGAUGUUCCUGUCGCAUUUUGUCGGCGACGUGCACCAGCCCCUGCACGUCGCCUUCGAGGAAGACGAGGGCGGGAACACCAUCAGCGUGCGCUGGUACAAGAGGAAGGAAAACCUGCACCAUACGUGGGAUGUCAGCAUCAUCGAGACGGUGAUGAAGAACCUGUACGACAGGGACCUGGACACCAUGGUGGAAGCCCUCCACACGAACCUCACAAAUGGAUGGUCUGACGACAUAAGUCAAUGGGAAAACUGCGCGAACAAGAAGGCAACCUGCGCAAAUGACUACGCAGUUGAGAGCGUAGGAUUGGCGUGCAAGUACGCCUACGCGGACGCAGCGAAUGGCACUGUUCUAGGAGAUGAAUAUUACAACUCCAGGUACCCCGUUGUUGAGAGGAGAUUGGCACAGGGCGGCAUCAGAUUGGCGCUCAUACUCAACCGCAUAUUUGACAAGACCACGAAAGUAGAUACUAUACCGUUAUUGCAAGUACAGUAAGGCUACAAUUACCACUCAGAGAAUGCA
This is a messenger RNA of Lolium rigidum, 944 nucleotides long. RefSeq names its product endonuclease 2-like. The transcript is spliced from 8 exons. Bases 12 to 917 code for a protein of 301 amino acids. Gene Ontology annotation, molecular function: nucleic acid binding; endonuclease activity. NCBI's taxonomy places the organism in Eukaryota, Viridiplantae, Streptophyta, Magnoliopsida, Poales, Poaceae. Gene Ontology annotation, biological process: DNA catabolic process. The record is from RefSeq and is a predicted model, not a curated record.